Molecule: messenger RNA, 3647 nt
Organism: Punica granatum (pomegranate)
Lineage: Eukaryota; Viridiplantae; Streptophyta; Magnoliopsida; Myrtales; Lythraceae
Source: RefSeq, a predicted model, not a curated record
AAGGAACAGAGGCCAUUUUCCUUCGUCCUUCAAUCGUCGUCGUCUUCUUCUUCUUCAUCCUCUUCCCUCCCGAGCUUCGAAGUUCAACCUUCAACAGGCAGAGAAGCGGAUACGAUCCAUUUUGCCUGAUUUGAUCGGCGGUCUCCGAGCCUUCUUCUUGGGAGUUUUCAUUCAAUUCCACGCUGGAGCUGCAACUGAAGUCCAAUUCCCUCCUUCGAUCGGAUUGGGGAGCAGGAUGUACCAGUGGAGGAAAUUCGAGUUCUUCGAGGAGAAAUUGGGCGGGAAGAGUUCGAUCCCCGAGGACGUUAAUGGCAGGAUCGAGUGCAGCUCCAGCGGCAGAGGGAAGCUGGUGCUUGGCUGCGACGACGGCACCGUGAACUUGCUGGACCGCGGCCUCAAGUUCAAUUAUGGCUUCCAAGCUCACUCCUCUUCCGUCCUCUUUCUCCAGCAGCUCAAGCAAAGGAACUUCGUUGUAACUGUUGGGGAAGAUGAGCAGCUAUCUCCUCAGCAAUCUGCCCUGUGCCUCAAGGUGUUUGAUCUCGACAAGAUGCAGGAAGAAGGUUCCAGUUCAGUUAGCCCUAAUUGUAUCGGAAUACUGCGAAUCUUCACUAACCAGUUUCCGGAGGCAAAGAUUACAUCAUUUUUAGUGCUCGAGGAGGCUCCGCCAAUUCUAUUAAUAGCGAUCGGUCUGGAUAAUGGCUGCAUUUACUGCAUCAAAGGUGAUAUUGCACGAGAGCGCAUCACCCGUUUUAAACUUCAGGUGGAAAGCCACUCUUCCAUCACUGGUCUGGGCUUCAGGGUAGAUGGUCAAGCCCUUCAACUCUUUGCAGUUACUCCAGCUUCUAUCAGUUUGUUUAGCUUGUACAAUCAACCACCCAGGCUUCAAACCUUAGACCAUAUUGGUUGUAAUGUCAACAAUGUUACAAUGAGCGACCGCGCGGAACUGAUAAUUGGCCGACCCGAGGCUGUCUAUUUCUACGAGGUUGAUGGCCGUGGUCCUUGUUGGGCUUUUGAAGGCGAGAAGAAGUUUAUUGGAUGGUUUCGCGGAUAUCUUCUGUGCGUUGUAGCAGAUCAAAGAAGUGGCAAAAAUACAUUCAAUGUAUAUGACCUCAAGAAUCGAUUAAUCGCCCAUAGCUUAGUGGUAAAAGAAGUUUCUCAUUUGCUCUGUGAAUGGGGUAGCAUAAUUCUUAUAUUGGCGGACAAAACGGCCCUAUGUAUUGGAGAGAAGGACAUGGAAAGCAAGUUAGACUUGCUUUUCAAGAAAAACUUGUACACUGUUGCAAUUAAUCUUGUUCAAAGUCAGCAAGCUGAUGCUGCUGCAACCGCGGAAGUGUUGAGGAAGUAUGGGGAUCACCUUUACAGUAAGCAGGAUUACGAUGAGGCCAUGGCUCAGUAUAUCCACACCAUUGGCCACCUGGAACCCUCAUAUGUGAUUCAGAAGUUUCUAGACGCGCAGAGAAUCUAUAAUCUCACAAAUUACUUGGAGAAGUUACAUGAGAAAGGACUUGCUUCUAAAGAUCACACCACACUUCUGUUGAAUUGUUACACCAAACUGAAGGAUGUUGAAAAGCUAAAUGUGUUCAUUAAAAGUGAAGAUGGCGUCGGGGAACACAAGUUUGAUGUCGAAACGGCUAUAAGGGUCUGUCGUGCUGCCAAUUACCAUGAACAUGCAAUGUAUGUCGCCAAGAAGGCGGGAAGACAUGAAUGGUACCUGAAGAUAUUGCUAGAAGACCUUGGCAGGUAUGAUGAAGCCUUACAAUACAUUUCAAGUCUAGAGCCAAGUCAGGCUGGGAUGACAGUUGAAGAGUAUGGUAAGAUUUUGGUGGAGCAUAGGCCUGCAGAGACCAUUGAGAUACUUAUGAAACUGUGUACUGAAGAGGGAGACUCUACAAAGACUGGAACUUCAAAUGGUUCAUAUCUGUCGAUGCUGCCGUCUCCUGUUGAUUUUCUCAACAUAUUUGUUCAUCAUCCUCAGGCCCUCAUGGAAUUUCUCGAAAAGUAUACUAUCAAGGUGAAGGAUUCUCCUGCUCAAGUGGAAAUCCAUAGCACACUUCUGGAGCUGUACCUGUCCAAUGACUUGAACUUCCCAUCAAUAUCUCAAGCUACCAACGGCGGGGAGUUCAAUCUCAGGGCAAGAUCAGGAGCAGCCGUCUUUUCAAAGACACAGUCAAAUGGGAAACUCAGUUUAGAUCAUAAAGAUUUAAACAAGGAUUAUUUGGAAAGACGCGAAAAAGGGCUUCAGUUACUUAAAAGUGCAUGGCCGUCAGACAUGGAACAUCCUCUCUAUGAUGUAGAUCUCGCUAUAAUUCUCUGCGAAAUGAAUGGUUUUACCGAAGGCCUUCUAUUCCUAUAUGAAAAGAUGAAACUUUACAAGGAGGUCAUCGCAUGCUACAUGCAGGCCCAUGACCAUGAGGGUCUGAUUGCUUGUUGCAAAAAGUUGGGAGAUUCUGGUAAGGGAGGGGAUCCAUCCCUUUGGGCUGAUCUUCUGAAGUAUUUUGGUGAGCUUGGAGAAGACUGCUCCAAAGAAGUCAAGGAAAUUUUGACUUAUAUUGAGAGGGAUGAUAUUUUGCCUCCUAUUAUUGUUCUUCAAACACUGUCGAGGAAUUCAUGCCUCACUCUUUCAGUCAUUAAAGAUUACAUAGCUAGAAAGCUUGAGCAGGAGUCCAAGCUGAUUGAAGAGGAUCGUCGUGCUAUUGAGAAGUAUCAGGAAGACACAUCGGCCAUGAGAAAAGAAAUUCAGGAUCUCAGGACCAACGCCAGAAUAUUUCAGCUCAGCAAGUGCACUGCAUGCACUUUCACCCUUGACCUCCCUGCUGUCCACUUCAUGUGCAUGCAUUCAUUCCAUCAACGCUGCCUUGGUGACAAUGAAAAGGAAUGCCCUGAGUGUGCUCCAGAGUAUAGGUCGGUCAUGGAAAUGAAGAGAAACUUGGAGCAGAACUCCAAGGACCAAGACCGGUUCUUCCAGCAGGUGAAGACUUCCAAGGAUGGGUUUUCUGUGAUCGCCGAGUAUUUUGGGAAGGGGAUCAUUAGCAAGACUACUAAUGGACCCGCAGGGACACUUCGAUCUGGCAACAGCUCCUCUACCAGCGGGUUAUGAGGUUAUUGAGGUAUUGAGUUGUCUAGUUGUUGCCCAGUCUACUUUAUUUCCAUGCAAGACUGAGGUGAAGAGCACUCUGAAUUAAUUCUUCGAUGGGAGAAUCCAAGAUUAUAUGGUCUUCCCUUGAUUUGGUCAGUGGUCUGCUGUUUGAAGUCUGACCAAGCAACCGUGGUAUAACUGCGCUGCAACGAUAUCUUAUAGCUUGAGAGAGCAUGUUAGUUGAGGCAAGAUUCGUAUCGAUGUCAGUAGGAUCAAGGCUAAAUCAAAUAUCAGAGUCGGGGAAUGCGGGUUCUAUUACAUCUCAUGAGUUACUGCACUUGAACCUCAGAGAAUUUGGAGGGGAUUUGGAGAUACUUUUCAUAAGCUUUCAGGUAAAUUUUUUGGUAGUGGUAAUGAUCGUGUUAUGGUUCGGCUCGAGUGUGAAGGUUGUUUUGUAUGUAACGAUGGAUUUAUUAUCUUUCCACUGGGGUUACUGAUUCAACUUGAAAAUUUUUGUAGCUUGUGGGAAAGUUGGUUUAUGUUAAUACAUUGGGUGAUAACUUUUUCUUUC